Molecule: messenger RNA, 4563 nt
Organism: Columba livia (rock pigeon)
Lineage: Eukaryota; Metazoa; Chordata; Aves; Columbiformes; Columbidae
Product: S-adenosyl-L-methionine-dependent tRNA 4-demethylwyosine synthase TYW1
Exons: 16
Coding region: 956-3154 (732 amino acids)
Biological process (GO): wybutosine biosynthetic process
Molecular function (GO): 4 iron, 4 sulfur cluster binding; catalytic activity; FMN binding
Source: RefSeq, a predicted model, not a curated record
GGGCUGGGGGGUGCAGGAUGGCGGGUGCUGCGGUGGGCACAGGGUGCGGGGUACUUGGGCUGCUGCAGGUUUCUGGAGCCCCCUCGAGGGUAAAACCCACCCCUGUGGGCUGCCCACGUAAACCAGUCGUGCUGGAGGCACAGUAUGAGCUGCUGAAUGGGCCUGGGAGCCCCUUGGCUCUUUUCUUUUAGGGAGUUCAGCAUUAAUUGUGGAGGGAUGAGGGGGAAAGAAGCUUUUGUACCAUUAGUAACAACCCAGGAGAAAAACAAGUUAGCAAAGCUUCCAGCCUCUUGGAAAUGCUCAGUUUCUGAGCUCUUGUCUCAGGUCUGCAAAAACAAGAUCCAAGAGGACUGUGGAUACCAGCAGGAGGGUGUUGUCUGCAUUUCUCAGUCCAUCAGUGUUACAAACAAGCCUUAUUUAAACUCUUAAGUGCUUUUUUUUUUUUUGAGAUAGGUAAUGUGAGGGACUGCACAGGUGCACUGCUGGCUACAGAGUUAUGUACCCUGAAUCUUUAAGUUGUUCAGAACAAUCUUGGUUGUUCUGAAUCAACUGUCACUCACAUGAUAGAAUCCUGAAAAAGUACUAUGAAGCUUUCCAGGUUUCAGUCUGCGUCAAAGCUGUUGUAACCAGUGUGGUGUCUCAUGUACACAAGCAAGCGUUGUGUUCAGCAGCAGCCUCUUUGGAGGCAAUUUCUCCCCUGACAUGGAGCUUUUUAGCUCCAGAGAUCUGCCUGUGUCAGGUCUGUGUAAAACUAAGGCCAGUAUGAUACAGCAAAUGUUCUACAAGGAGUUUUUACUUUCAGGUACUUGCACAGCAUGAAAGUAUUUUCUGCCUUUCCUUAGAACAGAACCUGUCUGAGAAAAACCCAGAGUUCCCAUGUGACAGCGUAAAACAUUAGCUUGGAUACGGAGAUGAAACUUGGCUUAUGCGCCUCUGAGGAGAUUUAGAUGUCUCAAUGGAUACGUGGAGCUUCUACACUUCCCUGGUGUCCUUAUGGCUGCACAGAUUUUACAUUUAUUCUGUUGUUGCUGUUGGGAUCAGCAUUUGGAUCAUUGUUCAGUUCCUCACCACCAAAACCAGAAGGAAGGGUGAAAAAUCCAAUGGGAAUCCACCUUCUUCUGAAGGAACAGAAGACAAACUAGUAAAUGGAUCAGCCACCCUGGAGGCAAAGGAGCUCUGUGUUGCCGGGGUAAAGAUUUUCUAUGGGUCUCAAACUGGCACAGCAAAGAGGUUUGCCAAAGGUCUGGCUGAAGCUGUUAUUUCACUUUGUUUGCCUGUGGAAGUCAUCAGCAUGGGAGAUUAUGAUCCAGAUGAUUGUUUAGCAGAGGAGACAACCAGCAGGAAUGUUUGUGUGUUCCUGGUAGCUACAUACACAGAUGGGCAGCCAACCGAGAGCGCAGCGUGGUUCUGCAAGUGGUUACAAGAGGCAGCGCAUGACUUUCGCUUUGGGAAAACGCAUCUGAAAGGCCUGAGAUACGCUGUGUUUGGCUUGGGAAACUCAGUUUAUGUUGAUCAUUACAACACUGUUGGAAGAAACAUUGACAGGUGGCUGUGGAUGCUCGGUGCCAGCCGCAUCAUGACUCGUGUCGAGGGCGACUGCAACGUGGCCCAGAGCAAGCAUGGCAGCAUCGAGGCCGACUUUGAAGCCUGGAAAACCAAGUUCCUCAACCGGCUGCAGGCGCUCUGCAGAGGGGAAAAGAAACCCUGCAGCGGGAAAUGCAAGAAAGGGAAGUGCAAAUCUCCAGGGAAGCAGAGCAAGGAGAGCUCAGAUCCUGAACAUGGAGCGUCAGAAUACGAGAAUACUGAGGCAGAGGAGUUGUUUGAAACCAGUAGUGAGGAGGAAGCUGAUGCUGAGGAAGCUGGAGGCACAAAUUCCGUCAUCGAUGUUGAAGAUCUCGGCAAUAUUAUGAGCCACAUGAAGAAAGCAAAGAGAGAUCGUGAGCUUGAGGAUGGAGAGGUUGGAAAGAAUUUGGCUCAAGAGAACAGCGGGAGGAAGGAGGAGAGUGAGAGGAGAGAGAUGAUAACCCCGGCUCUGAGAGAGGCGCUCACAAAACAAGGUUACAAGCUGAUUGGAAGCCACUCUGGGGUGAAGCUCUGCCGAUGGACAAAGUCGAUGCUUCGAGGCCGAGGCGGCUGCUACAAACACACGUUUUACGGAAUCGAGAGCCACCGCUGCAUGGAGGCCACGCCGAGCCUGGCUUGUGCAAACAAAUGCGUCUUUUGCUGGAGACAUCACACAAACCCAGUGGGCACAGAGUGGCGAUGGAAGAUGGACCAACCUGAAAUGAUCUUGCAGGAGGCUCUUGAGAACCAUCGCAAUAUGAUCAAGCAGUUCAAAGGCGUGUCAGGAGUGAGAGCAGAUCGCUUGGCGGAAGCAAUGACGGCAAAGCACUGCGCACUCUCGCUGGUGGGAGAGCCCAUCAUGUACCCAGAGAUCAACCGGUUCGUGAAGCUCCUGCACCAGCACGGCAUCUCCAGUUUCCUGGUUACCAAUGCGCAGUUCCCAGAUGAGAUUAGGAACCUGGAGCCGGUAACGCAGCUGUACGUCAGUGUGGACGCCAGCACCAAAGAGAGCCUGAAGAGGAUCGACCGGCCCCUCUUCAGGGAUUUCUGGCAGCGCUUUCUGGACAGUUUAAAGGCCCUGUCUGAGAAGCAACAGCGCACUGUUUAUAGGCUGACGCUGGUGAAAGCCUGGAACGUGGAUGAACUCAAAGCCUACGCUGACCUGAUAUCCCUCGGUAAACCCGACUUCAUCGAGGUCAAGGGUGUGACAUACUGCGGCGAAAGCUCGGCCAGCAACCUCACCAUGGCCAACGUCCCCUGGCACGAGGAGGUCGUGCGCUUCGUCCAGGACCUGGCUGACCUCGUCCCUGACUACGAGAUCGCCUGCGAGCACCAACACUCCAACUGUCUCCUGAUAGCCCACAAAAAGUUCAAGGUCGAUGGCGACUGGUUCACCUGGAUUGACUACGGGCGCUUCCAGGAGCUGGUGCGAGAGCACGAGAGGAGCGGCGGGGCCGAGACCUUCACAGCGGCCGAUUACGCGGCCAGAACGCCUGAGUGGGCGCUGUUCGGGUCCAGGGAAAGGGGCUUCGAUCCCCUGGACGUGAGGUACCAGCGGAAGAACAAAGCGAGAGACAUCUCGGGGUGCUGAGGGCAGCUGGGGCUCCUGGCUGCCCGAUCAGGUUUGGGCUCCAUUUCUAGGCUAAAACCAUUUUUUUUUUUAAUAUAGAUCACUUAGAUUUUUCUGACGUUUGAUGUUGAGAAGGAGGGCGAAGCCUUUAUUUAACCUUUCCUUCCUGUUCUUAGGGCUUUUUGGAUGAAAAUAUUUAUAAUGAUCUUUAUUGCAAGGUAACUCCCAAAUGGUGCACACCAGUGAUUUAUCGUAAUUAGCACUGUGAUGAGGGAGGCAGCGGCUGUGGUGGCCACAGUGGAGAGGAUUUGGGGUUGGAUGUGGAGGGGGGAGCGCUCGUUUGACGUUGGUCUCCAGCACGUGCUGGUGCCCAGAAACAUUGGGCAUCCAUGAGAACAAGCGCCGAGGGGAUUUCAACACCACAGAGACACACAGGCGGGUCUGGAUGUAAAAGCCCGAGCCCUGCUGGAACUAUCAUACUGACAAUAACAAAGAUUUAUAUAUUUUAAACAUCGGUGCUAAUUGCCGUGAAGACCCUGUCCCACCCCCAAGAAGCUGCAGCUUGGACCUGGUGUGAGCAGCAGCAUCCCUUUAAUAGCAUCUCCAACUUCUGAUAUCUCCCCAAAUAUUUUCCAACUUUGUGGGUUUGGCAAUGAAUAUUUUCCGAGUAGUUUUUAUUGCGCUCCCCCAGCGGCUCUGAAUAACUCAUAGAGUUCUUCAAACCCCCAUUGGGUGGUGAGGACGCGGUUUGGGGAGCCCGCAGGGUGAGACACCAGCGCACGUCUCCGUUGCUCCAUGCAGAUGCAUCGGCAGCGUCGCUGCUGGUUUGGGUGGAGGGGGUAGCCUGAUGUAAGCAAAGUUGAAUCUGGUUGAGGUCUUUUAUGUCCGAAAAACAACUAUUUUAAUCUGGAGAGGUGAUGUCUAGGUGUGAGCUCCAGCUGCUGAAUGGCUGAACGAGGGUACAGCGCUCCCUCCCGUGACCGUGUUCCCCCCUCCGGCAGCUCCCUGGACGUGUGUCUUUCAGCCUUUUGGGGUGACGGGCUGUGCUGUGGGAGGACAGCGGGGCUCCCCGUGACCUUCACAGUGGCUUGUUCUGCUCCAGCUGAAGCCCUUGGGCCAAGGAGCCAUAUAGAACCAGCUGUGGAAAGAGCUGAAUUUAGCCCCAGAGGUUUCGGCUGCUGGGGGAAGAAAACGCGAUUGUGCUCAAGCGGUUUUGUGUUUGUUAAACUCCUGGAGCAGAGUUCAGAACCUUCACGACGUUCCCACCUCAAUUGUGAGUCCGUAAACCUGCGAUUCCCAGUGCCUGCGGUGCUGCGAGUGGGGAGUAUUCCUGAGAUCGUGGCUUUAUUUCUUUUUGAACAGAACCUUGUUUCUUAAACUGUAAAAAGUGUUUCUAAAGAAGAAAGAAAAUAAAGUGAUUUUUCCCUAGA